This is a messenger RNA of Cajanus cajan (pigeon pea), 1184 nucleotides long. Its product is annotated as ras-related protein RABA3. Lineage: Eukaryota; Viridiplantae; Streptophyta; Magnoliopsida; Fabales; Fabaceae. Gene Ontology annotation, molecular function: GTP binding; GTPase activity. The record is from RefSeq and is a predicted model, not a curated record.
UAUACUUUUGCCACUAGUGAUUCAACAUUGAUUUUGUCCUGUUCAUAAAUUUUCAACUAAAUUCCCUGUUCCUUUUCUUGCUUCUACUCACCCCUAAGACCAUUAGUUUAUACCAAGUCCAAGUUUUAUAUUAAUUUGCUGGGGAAGAAUAAGGCCAAGGUACCAACCAUAUUGACCAAUUCUUUGUCAAGUUCUUUCCUUGUAUUGGGAACAAAAUGAACCAGGAAAUGAAUGGGGUUGAUGCUGAGAAAAUAGAUUAUGAUGUUCAGGAGAAAACCGAUUAUGUGUUCAAGGUGGUGGUCAUAGGGGACUCAGCAGUUGGAAAGACUCAAAUUCUCUCGAGGUUUGCAAAGAAUGAGUUCUGCUUUGACUCAAAGUCCACCAUUGGAGUUGAAUUUCAGACUAGGACUGUCACUAUUAAUGGCAAAGUCAUCAAGGCUCAGAUCUGGGACACUGCUGGCCAAGAAAGGUACAGAGCUGUAACAAGUGCAUACUACAGAGGUGCAUUAGGGGCCAUGCUGGUGUACGACAUAACCAAAAGACAAUCGUUUGAUCAUGUUGCUAGGUGGGUUGAGGAACUGCGUGCACACGCAGAUAGCUCCAUUGUGAUCAUGUUGGUUGGGAACAAAGCUGAUCUUGUGGACCUGAGAAUGGUGCUAACUGAAGAUGCAGUGGAGUUUGCUGAGGACCAGGGCCUAUUCUUCUCUGAGACUUCAGCUCUCAGUGGUGACAACGUGGAGAGUGCAUUUCUCAAGUUGCUAGAAGAGAUCAACAGGGUAGUGUCCAAAAAAGCUUUGGAAUGUGGUAAUGGGAAGGAGAAUGGUGACAAUAAUGUUACCUCACUCAAAGGAACAAAGGUUGAUGUACUCUUGGGUACUGAAUUGGAAAUCAGUGAGAUGAAGAAAUUGUCUUCGUGCUCUUGUUAAUAUUGGUGUUAAGAUCUAAGUUAAUGUAUUGGUUUUUGAUUAAAGGGGAGAGUGAAAAGUAUAUACAUGCAUAUCAUGCUUCAUGGUGGAUGAAGCUAAAUUGAUUUCAUCUGGUGUUGCUUUCCAUUAUAAGAGUCGAAGAUUAAGUAAUAGAUAGUAUCAUGUUUCGCUAUGAUUAUGACUUACUAGUGUACUGAUAGCCAUUCGGAACAUUUGCUCAAUCAUAAACAUAGUUCUGGUUUUGGCAUUUAUUUUCAA